Messenger RNA from Manduca sexta (tobacco hornworm), 2107 nucleotides. It is a transcript of the gene Nse4, whose product is annotated as EP300-interacting inhibitor of differentiation 3. Bases 414 to 1277 code for a protein of 287 amino acids. The transcript has 7 exons. Gene Ontology annotation, cellular component: nucleus; Smc5-Smc6 complex. The record is from RefSeq and is a predicted model, not a curated record. Lineage: Eukaryota; Metazoa; Arthropoda; Insecta; Lepidoptera; Sphingidae. Gene Ontology annotation, biological process: DNA repair.
UGUAUGUCCUACUCAACAUUACUCUGAAGAAGACUAGCGGUAGCGCGCCAAUUUUCCAUAUAUAUCAAUUAUCAGAGACCAAUAAACAUAUAUAUUAUAAUUCUCUUUGCGCCAGUCCCAGAUUCUGCGCUAUAUUACGUAGCGUAGUAUCUUUAAGUAGUCUGUGCGCCAAAUCACAACAAAUUGUAAUUGGAAAAUAUAGUUCCAAUUAAAACAAAUUGUUUUGUUACUUUGUAUCAAUGUAAAAUUAAAAUUUGUUUACAUAAGUACCUUUUUGGUGAUAAACAAGUAGGGUAGGUACCAUAUAAACAAAAAGUUAUAAACAUUAGUUUCUGGGUGUAAUUUGUAAGUGGUAAUAGGCGAACGGUAUAAAUCACAUUAUCAAGUAGGACAAGUUCAUAAAACAAUUUAAAAUGUCUUCUACAACCAGACAACCGUCUCGGGGCAGUACUUCGGGUAGUCAUGUGAGAAAAUUACGGUAUAGAACAAUACUGCAUAAUUUAUGCACUCUAGAAAAAGAAGAUGACAAUGUUGAUAAAAUUGAGCAGACAGCAAAUGCAGUGCGGGAGGCACAGAUGCUUCUUAAUGAGGGAGCUGUUGAUGAGAGGGUCAAGCAUCCAGGUGAAGGCUACUUGGCGUCGCGGGUGCUGCGCGCCACUAGCGACCUCGCUCUGCGCUGCUCAGAGACUAUCACCGGCAACGCUAAUCUCUACGAUAAACAUGAACUCGCAUUACAUAUUAACAAACACCCGUCGUUCUGGGAGUUCAUGUUGCCACGCGAGGUGCCGACGCAGGCGUUCCUGUUCGGCACGUUCGCGCCCACGCCGCCGGAGCAGCACCCGCACGCGCCGCGUCGCCGCGUCGAGCGACAGAAGGCCGCGCCGCUCAAGGCGCCCGAGAAGGUUGACAGAUUGGAGCAGGUAGAGGAAGGCUCAGAGAUGGUGACUCAAGUGAAACGGUUUAUCAAGAACACAUACAAGAACACGGGCGGGGAGCCGCUCAGUUACUUCCACAUGGUGCUCGACCCGGACAGCUUCAGCAGGACUGUCGAGAACAUCUACUACCUGUCAUUCCUUGUUAAAGAUGGGGAAGUUAGUGUGGAGCUGGACUCUGAGUACGAGCUUCCGUUCGUGUCGCCUUUGUCGAAGCAGCAACAGCAGCAGCGCGCCGCCGUCCACGAGAAUCAAUUCAUCGUCUCCAUAGACAUGCACCGCUGGCAGGAGCUGAUAGACGCGUUCGGUAUACGCAAGCCGAUGAUGGUGCUCAAGAGGAAUUAGCACAAGGAUCACAAAACUUACUUUAAAGAAUUCAAAGGUGUACUAUUUUAAGUGUAUCAAUUAAACACUUUAUUGCUUCAGUUGCAAUAUACAUGAGAUGUGAAAUAAUUUUCUGCGGUCAGAGCUCCGGAUGAAUCGAAAGAAUUAAGAACAUAAAAUAUGUGUUCAUCGCGACUGGAAUCUAAGUCCAGUGUGUAAAUUCUAUAUCUAUGUAUAUCGGAGAAGCAUUAUUCCCGUCGACAUCGUCAUUAGUGGUUGCAGACUAGUGGGCGUCAUCAGGGUUACAAUGCGAGCACAAAACACAAUGAUCACAGAUAUUUUUAUAUUCAAUUUAAAUUAAACAAUAUUUUAUCACUUUACAAUAAUGAUAGAAAAGUGGACAAUUAGGACUGUAAGGAGCGUCUUUCCUUCAGGGAUCGACUGAAUAAGGCACCUUCUUUUUCCAAUAUAAAUUUCGUGUAUUUCUCUUGUUUCACACAGAUAAAUUCACAGUAAAUUUUGCACAUUAGAUAUACUUUUCUUGAUUCGAGAGCCGCUGAGUUUACUUGCCAGUUUUCUAAAUUCGUGUUGAUGCUGAGUGCAAUUGUCUCAGAGGCCCUCGUUUACUUGCAAUUUUAUAGCGGCACCGUGCGCGAUGGGUGAGUGUUCGUACGCGCUUUAACCUGCGCCAAUCACAGCCAUCGGCGCACGCGUGCUACAGCGCAUGCGUGGCGGUGCGCGCUACGGCGCAUGCGCGGCGACGCGGGGAUCACCCGCAGGCCGCGCUUACACACCGCCACCGGUGCACGAUUAUACAAUUUAACUUAAUUCUAUUCAAUCAUUAAAUUAAU